AUGUCUUCCCUUCCUCUCCCCCCACCUUCUCCUCCUCCUUCCCAAACAAUCUUCGGUCUCAACCUCUCCACCGUGGAGUCCUCCACCCGCGCCCGCUACACCCAAGCCGACAACGCCAAGCUCGGCCUCUUCGUGCGAACCGACGCCGCCUUCCUCGCCUUCCUUGAUCUCUACGGCCGCCCAACCAUCACCCACCUCCGUGCCGCCAGCUUCGAUAUCCGCGGCCUGCUCGCCAUGUUCGGCUGCACCGUCACCGCCGACACGCGCACUUCGGACGGCCGCUUCGUGCUCCCUAUCUUGAAGGAGAAGGUUUACUCGAAGCUAAAGCGCGUCUUGGAGGCGGAAGAGAAGAAUGAGAAGGAGGGAGACGGUGGAAAGAAGGAGGAGAUUGUUACUAGAGCCGGUACACUCGCAGCGAAGAAGCGAGGUGUGUUGCCUGUGGCUAAGACGAAUGGUCGUGAUGGUGCCUUGGAGUUUGCGGUCAAUGCCGUGAAUGCAAAGAAUGCCAUCAAUGCCAUCUAUGCAUUGAAUACGCCAUCGACGAUGGCGGUUGCUCAUGGCAAUGGUAAUGGCGGUGUUUGGUCGGCGACCGAGAACGACAACACCAAUACCAACAAGGGCAACUCCAACAGCCACGGCAUUGCAAACUCCCAAGGUGACGAGACCGGCCUCUUCGAGCGCGAAGACGCAACUAACAUGGGUGUUGCGCAACCCAAGAGCUUCUUCAACCGAGGCAAUGACAUCGUCCUGCCCACAACUGAGCGCAUCUUGGAAACCACCAAGCACUCCGAGUUCCAUCUGACGUCCCAAGAUCUGAGGGAUAUGAUCCAAGCUCUGCGUGCUGAACAAGACGAGAUUGCGAAGAUGAAGAUGGGAGUUGCCGAUCGGUUCAUCAGACGGGCGGGAACAGCUGAAGUAGAGGAGUAG
Messenger RNA from Drepanopeziza brunnea f. sp. 'multigermtubi' MB_m1, 927 nucleotides. RefSeq lists its product as uncharacterized. Lineage: Eukaryota; Fungi; Ascomycota; Leotiomycetes; Helotiales; Drepanopezizaceae. The record is from RefSeq and is a predicted model, not a curated record.